CUAGACACCUAUAUAAGCGGACGUCUGCGGCACAGUAGAACAACAUUCGCAAAUUACACUUCGAACUGACAACAACAACGAUGAAGCUGUUACUCGUCCUCUGCUCGCUAGGAGCGCUUCUCCAAGCAUCGAUCGCCACGCACGACAUCAAUGUUCCCGUGCUGGUGCCGGUACCCCACAUCAAGAAGGUCCCGAUCAGCAUCCCCAAGUACGAGCACACCAAGGGCGAGAUCAUCAAGCACGUCCCCGAGCCGAUCAUCAAGCGCGUCCCGGUGGAGAAGCACGUCGACGUGGAGAAGCAGGUCGAGGUCGUGAAGCAAGUGCCCGUAACGAAGGAGAUCGUCGUCGAGCGGCCGGUGGAGGUUAUUCGCGAGGUGCCGAUCGAGAAGGUGGUCAUCGAGAAGGUGGAGGUGCCGUACGAGGUGAUCAAGCACGUGGAGAAGAUCAAGCACAUCCCGGUCGAGAAGCACAUCGAGGUGAUCAAGGAGGUGGAGGAGAUCCGCGAGGUGCCGUACAAGCGGUACGUCUUCAACAAGAAGCCCUACCCGGUGGCGUACAACGAGCCGGAGGAGGUGCAGGUGCCGUACACGGUGCCGGAAACGGUCGCACCAGUACCGGUGGUGGUAGAACCGGUGGAACCUUCGCUGAAGGACAAGUUCCACAACCUGGCCGGUAGCUACCUGCCCGAUCCGGUCGGUUUCCUCAAGAAGUUUGGCAAGCAUUAAGGAAGGGGGAGUGCAAAACGCUGUUCUGCAGUAUGAAAUUUAAAUAAAGAUAUUUAUUACACUCGAGUAAA
Molecule: messenger RNA, 796 nt
Organism: Anopheles gambiae (African malaria mosquito)
Lineage: Eukaryota; Metazoa; Arthropoda; Insecta; Diptera; Culicidae
Product: mantle protein-like
Exons: 2
Coding region: 81-725 (214 amino acids)
Source: RefSeq, a predicted model, not a curated record